Messenger RNA from Papaver somniferum (opium poppy), 1197 nucleotides. RefSeq lists its product as uncharacterized. Bases 1 to 1197 code for a protein of 398 amino acids. The record is from RefSeq and is a predicted model, not a curated record. NCBI's taxonomy places the organism in Eukaryota, Viridiplantae, Streptophyta, Magnoliopsida, Ranunculales, Papaveraceae. The transcript has a single exon.
AUGGAUGAUAAAUUAGAUGCACACCAAGAGGAAGGGACAUGGGAAAUUGUGGAUCUUCCUCCUGGAAAAUCAGUUGUUGGAAGCAGAUUGGUUUACAAAGUUAAAACCAAGUCAGAUGGUGAUUUUGAACGAUGUAAAUCACGAAUUAUUGCAAAAGGAUAUACACAAGAGUAUGGUGUUGAUUAUGAAGAAAUAUUUGCACUAGUAGCUAGAAUGGUUACAGUUCGUACAUUACUUGUUGUUGCUGCAGUACGACAAUGGGGGCUUCAUCAAAUGGACGUGAAGAAUGCUUUUCUUCAUGAUGAGUUACAAGAGGAGGUAUACAUGCAGCCUCCUUCUGGUCUACCUCAUGGGCCAAAUCAAGUAUGUAAGCUUAGGCGUGCAUUAUAUGGGCUCAAACAAGCACCUCGUGCUUGGUUUGAGAAGUUUAGCAAUGCAAUUAUUCAGUAUGGUGUUUCACAAAUUUCCUAUGAUUCAGCUAUGUUCGCCAGAUCAUCAGUAAAUGGGAUUGUCAUUUUUCUCUUGUAUGUUGACGACAUUUUUAUUACCGGCAGUGACACACAAGGUAUUAUUCAUCUCAAGUCAUAUCUUAGCAACUGUUUUAAGAUGAAAUAUCUUGGAACUCUAAGAUAUUUUCUUGGCACUGAAGUUGGCACGUCUUCCACUGGUUACUUCAUAUCAAAAGUAAAAUAUGCAUCCAAGAUUAUACAACGUGCGGGAUUGUCUGACAAUAAGGUAAUUGACAUACCUCUUGAACUAAAUGUGAAAUAUAGUCCCACUGAUGGAACUUUGUUGCCCAAUCCAACAUUGUAUCGUCAAUUAGAAGGGAGUCUUAAUUAUCUCACCAUUACAAGACCAUACAUAAGUCAUGAUGUUCACAUAGUCAGUCAGUUUAUGUCUGUUCCAAGGUCUACUCAUUAUGCAGCUGUUCUCAGAAUUUUAAGAUACAUCAAGGGGUCUCUGUAUCAAGGCAUGUGUUUCUCAUCCAAGUCUGAUCUUACUCUUCGAGCAUAUUCUGAUUUUGAUUCGGCUGGGGAUGUUACGAACAGAAGAUCCAUUACAGGAUAUUGUGUGUUUUUAGGGGAUUCUUUGAUUUCUUGGAGAAGUAAGAAGCAAAGUGUGGUUUCUCGUUCUAGUGCUGAAGCAGAGUAUAGAUCUCUUGCUCACACCACAUCUGAACUCAUUUGGUUACGGUGA